This is a messenger RNA of Ciona intestinalis (vase tunicate), 6977 nucleotides long. Lineage: Eukaryota; Metazoa; Chordata; Ascidiacea; Phlebobranchia; Cionidae. The record is from RefSeq and is a predicted model, not a curated record.
CAUUCUAAAUUUGCCACAUUCGUGUUGCGCCAUACGUUUGUAAAUUAAACAUCGUUGAUUAUACUUUGUGCAUACCACCUUAAGUUAUUGUUGUCAUACGCAAGCAGGUCUGGGAUAUUGAAUAAAAUAUGAGCGACUUUCCAAGUUUCACAGCAACGUUAAGAUCGUUUGGCUCAAUUUCAAAGCAGACUGGACAACUUAACUUAAAUAAGAGAUCUGUACACGGCGAAUGUGAUGUAUGGAAAGAAUUACAAGCGAUAGUUCAAGUGAAAUGUAAAGAAAAAAGAAAGUUAAAUGAACUGAAGGCGUCACUAAGGGAGUUACUGGAAUUAGCAUCAGAUAUUGUUGGUGGUGAAGAAGAUAUCAAAUCAAAGCAUCUUGCUGCAACUCAAGUCUUCUUUAUUCUUUAUAAACUUGAUGAAGUGGAUACCAAAACACUUCAGGAAGUUAGACACACCAUUGGUCGCGUUGAUUUGAAAUCGUUGAACAAACACCACCAAGUGGUGAAAACAAUCUUGGAUCUAACACACGAUGGUGUACGUGAGCAAAUCGAAAAACUCGAAAAUGAUCAAAGUUCAAAUGAAUUUGGAAGAAAAAUAAAGUUUUCAAGUGAUCUUCCAGUGAUGGAGAUUUCUUACGACUUUGAUCGCAAAGAUCGGACGAACGGGGUUGAUAUCGCAGAAACAUUUCGCCAAAAACAUAAAGAUCUUACUCGGCCAAACAGUGUUGCGCAGUUAAAAACUGAAAAUCGAGUUUCUGCGAACACUGGUUUACCAUGGUUAAGAAGACAAAUGGAAUUGAAAUUUCAGUCAACUCAGUUAGUUGAACCAACAUUGGCUGUUUUGAAGUCAAGUCAAACUAAUGAACAAAUUCAAAAUGAGCUUUGCGAGCUUCUUGGCUUCGAACACUUAGACUUAAUAUCUGAAUUGCUUCAACGAAGAGAAAGUUUAGUUCAAGAUGAAAAACACUUGGCUGCAAUUAAUCAACAUAGAGGAAACUUCCACGUAAGGGAAACCCAGCAACAACAACCAACAUAUGGAGCUCAAAUAACUGUUCAGACCGACGCAGAAAAGCAAGUUGCAAAAGCGAUUCGAAGAGAAGAGAAAAAGGCAAAGAAACUUCUUAAAUCAAUGAUUCAGCAAAAUGAUGAAGAUGACUCUGACUUUUUACCAAGGAACAAGCCACUUCUUCUAACAUCCGAACCAACAUUUUCACUUCGAAAUAAUCUACGCUUGCCGGCUGCCGAGAAAUUUCCUGGAGUUUACGACGGUCAGACUGUUACCCAACAAAGUGCGGCAUUUGUUGGAGGUGUAAGGAUGGCGCUACCUGAAGGUGUUGACGUUAAAAAUACAAAAAGAUUUGAAGAAGUUUCGAUUCCUGCCACCAUUGGUUACGCUGGACAACCUUGGCCACUUGUUAAGAUCACUGAGUUGGACGAGAUCGGUCAAAUGGCGUUCAAUGGCAUCAAGAAAUUAAACACGAUUCAGUCUCGUGUGUUUGAAACUGCGUAUCGGACGAAUGAAAACUUGCUUAUUUGCGCGCCCACGGGUGCUGGGAAAACUAACGUAGCAAUGUUGAGUAUUGUUAAAGAGAUUAUUCAAAACGUGGAGAGCGGGGUUAUUCAACUUGAUAAGUUCAAGAUUGUAUACGUGGCACCAAUGAAAGCUCUCGCUGCAGAAAUGGCCGAGAAUUUUGGUCGCCGUCUUUCCCCACUAGGUGUCUCUGUACGUGAGCUAACAGGAGACAUGCAAUUAACGAAGAAGGAAAUACAAAGCACUCAGAUGUUAAUUACGACCCCUGAGAAAUGGGAUGUCGUUACUCGGAAGUCAACAAGUGAUGUUGCUCUUGCACGCCUUGUUCGUCUCCUCAUCAUUGAUGAAGUUCAUCUACUUCACGACGAGAGAGGUCCCGUGCUUGAAACACUCGUUGCAAGGACGCUGAGACAAGUUGAAACACAGCAAACUAUGAUUCGAAUUGUUGGACUUUCAGCUACUUUACCCAACUAUAUUGAUGUGGCAAGGUUUUUACGAGUUAACCCUUACGAAACUGUCGCGAAAAAUCUCCAAAAUAAUAACCAGGUUUUGGUGUUCGUUCAUGCACGUAACGCGACAGUACGUACUGCGCAAGCAAUUCUUGAACUCGCAAGGGAAAAUAAUGAAACGAGUUUAUUUGAUUGUCGGCAGAUGGAUGGAUUUAGUCAAGCAGAAAAACAGGUUCAAAGAUCACGUAAUAAAGAAGUUCGUGAACUUUUCAACUGGGGGUUGGGGGUUCACCACGCAGGGAUGUUACGUGCAGAUCGAACGAUGCUGGAAAAGUUAUUUGCAAAGGGUUUGAUUCGAGUUUUAUGUUGUACGGCAACUCUAGCUUGGGGUGUCAACCUACCAGCGCACGCAGUUGUUAUUAAAGGCACGCAAGUCUAUAACGCAAAGCAAGGAUCCUUCGUGGAUUUGGGAAUCUUAGAUGUUAUGCAGAUCUUUGGUCGAGCUGGCCGUCCACAGUUCGAUACAACUGGUGAAGGCACGAUUAUAACAACACAUAAUAAGUUGUCCCAUUAUCUUGCAUUACUUACACGACAACAUCCGAUUGAAAGUCAGUUCGUUGAUUGUUUGGUCGACAAUCUGAAUGCUGAGAUUUCGCUUGGUACGGUAAACACAGUCGAUGAUGGGGUAAGAUGGCUGUCGUACACUUAUCUAUUCGUGAGGCUGCGUAAAAAUCCACUUGUUUAUGGGAUAUCUGCUUUGCAGUUAGAGAAUGAUCCUACACUUUUCAAAUGGCAGCAUGAGUUAAUAGUAAUGGCUGCCAUGAAGCUGAACAAAGCUCAUAUGAUCAGAUAUGUGCAAAGAACAGGAUACUUUCACCCAACGGACCUAGGAAGAACUUCAUCGCACUUCUACAUCAAAUAUCGAUCGAUUGAAACUUUUAACGAACUUAUCAACUCGACAAUGGAUAUAUCGGCAAUCUUUUCAAUGAUCUCGAAAUCUCAUGAGUUCGAACAAAUUAAGGUACGCGAUGAUGAACUGACAGAGCUGGAUGACCUGAAAGAUGAUUUCUGUCACCUUCCUAUUAAAGCUGGUCCUGAGGACACGGAGGGGAAAGCCAACAUUCUCUUCCAGACGUUUAUCUCGCGUGGUGACGUGAGGAGCUUCUCGUUAUCAUCGGAUCUUAUGUACAUUGCUCAAAACGCAGGUCGUAUCGUUCGUGGAGUUUUUGAAAUUGUGUUGAAACAAGAUAGAGCUCGUUUGGCCGGACUGCUGCUCAAGUUAUGCAAAUCCGUCGAGCGUAGACUGUGGGCAGAGGACUCGCCACUUCGUCAGUUUGGACCUCGUCUUACCAACGACGUUCUUCGUAAAAUCGAAGAUAAAAAUUUGACGAUCGAGAAAAUUUUAGAUUCUUCUGCGAGUGAAAUUGGCCAUUUACUCCACCAUCCAAGAAUUGGUGAAAAAGUUCGUAAAUGCGCGCAAGAAAUACCGAGGGUUGAACUGGAGGUGACGAUUCAACCGAUCACGCGAACAAUACUUCGGAUUAAAGUCGUCAUGAAACCUGACUUUACUUGGAAUAAUAAUUCACACGGAAAUACAUCUGAAGCUUUUUGGAUUUGGGUUCAAGAUCCAGUAUCCGAUCAUAUGUAUCACAGUGAUUAUGUUUUGAUGCCUAAAAAGACGGUUGUCCGAGGUGAAGCAAUCAACCUUACUUUUACCAUUCCUCUUACUGAACCCCACCCCACUCAAUAUCUUGUUAAAGUUGAAUCUGAUCGAUGGUUUGGGGCGGGGACAGUUUGUCCAAUCACGUUCAAGCAUCUCAUUCUACCCGACCGACACCCACCCCACACUGAACUGACAGAUUUGGAGCCGUUGCCCAUAACUGCCCUUAAAGAUGAAAAGUUUGAAUCAGUUUAUAAUUUCAGUCAUUUUAAUCCGAUUCAAACCCAGAUAUUUCAUUGUAUUUACCAUCACGAUACAAAUGUUUUAAUUGGUGCUCCAACAGGUUCUGGUAAAACAGUCGCAGCAGAACUUGCGAUAUUUCGUAUGUUGCGAACGCAGCCUGGAGCCAAAGCAGUUUAUGUGGCUCCUCUAAAAGCUCUCGUCCGUGAAAGAAUGAAAGAUUGGGAAAAACGACUCAAACAUAAACUUGGCUUAAAACUUGUGGAGCUGACGGGUGACAUCGCGCCGGACAUGCGUGCCGUGGCACGUGCCGACGUCAUCAUUACAACCCCAGAGAAAUGGGACGGGGUAUCCCGUAGUUGGAACACAAGGGGUUAUGUUCGGAAAGUCUCGCUUCUUAUAAUUGAUGAGAUACAUUUGUUGGGUCAAGACAGGGGACCAGUGUUGGAAGUUAUUGUUUCGCGCACAAACUUUAUAUCUUCUCACACAGAGAAGGCAGUUCGUGUUGUUGGUCUCUCGACAGCUCUUGCUAACGCUAGAGACUUAGCUGACUGGCUGGGAAUUAAGCAGAUGGGUUUGUUCAAUUUCCGACCAUCGGUUCGUCCCGUUCCGAUGGAAGUUCACAUUCAAGGUUUCUCCGGGAAGCACUACUGCCCUCGUAUGGCCUCGAUGAACAAAACUUGUUUUCAAGCCAUACAAACGCACUCCCCCACCAAACCUGUCCUUAUAUUUGUAUCGUCACGACGACAGACACGGUUGACUGCACUUGACUUAAUAGCGCACCUCGGUGGCGAGAACGACCCAAAGCAAUGGAUGCACAUGGAUGAAUGGGAGAUGGAGGAGUUAACGCACAUGGUUCGCGAUCCAAACCUUCGUCUUACGCUUGCAUUUGGUAUCGGACUCCACCAUGCAGGACUCAUGGAGCGUGAUCGCUCUCUAGUGGAGAAACUAUUCUCGGAGCAAAAGAUUCAGUCGUUAAUUGCCACCUCGACCCUCGCAUGGGGGGUGAACUUACCCGCUCACCUCGUCAUCGUCAAGGGAACGGAAUAUUUCGACGGCAAACAAGGAAGAUACGAAGAUUUUCCCAUCACAGAUGUUUUACAAAUGAUGGGUCGUGCUGGUAGACCUCAAUAUGACGAUAAAGCUGUUGCUGUUAUUCUUGUUCACGAUGUAAAAAAAGCUUUUUAUAAAAAAUUUCUGUAUGAACCUUUUCCUGUUGAAUCAAGUUUAUUGCAGGUUAUAGACGACCAUUUAAAUGCGGAAAUAGUUGCCGGAACUAUCAGCAACAAACAAGAAGCCAUGGAUUACUUAACGUGGACUUAUUUCUUCAGGAGACUUCUCAUGAACCCAUCCUAUUAUGGGCUGGAUGAUACAGAUCAUGAUUGCGUGAAUUACUAUUUAUCCAAACUACUCGAGCGUAACAUCGUUGAGUUAAGAAUGUCAGGUUGUGUUGCUAUGGGCAACGACGACGAUGAUGUCAUGUUGGAAUCGACCAAUGGCGGAAGAAUUGCUUCGUUUUAUUACCUCAGUCAUCUAACAUUAAGAUUACUUAACGAAGACAUGAGACCUGAGAUGCCACUAGAUGACUUACUAAAGUUAUUGAGUGACGCACAGGAAUAUCAUGAGCUUCCUGUUCGACACAAUGAAGAUUCAAUUAACAGUGACUUGGCCAAAGAACUCCCGAUAAAAGUUGAUUGCAACACUUUUGAUUCGGCGCACACGAAAACUCUUCUACUUCUUGUCGCUCACUUCCAAAGAUCAUCUUUGCCUUCAACAGAUUACGCAACUGAUCUCAAAUCUGUGCUUGACCAAGCGAUUCGUGUCUUGCAGGCUUAUGUGGAUUACAGUGCUGAUGUCGGUUGGCUCUCUACCUCACUCCGGUGCAUGCAUAUUAUCCAGAUGGUGUCGCAAGCUAGUUGGUUCCAUGAAAAUAACUUGAUGACGUUACCCCACGUUGAACGCAACAAACUUUUCAUUUUUAAUAAUUUGAAGUUCAAAAAAGGAAAAGUCGAAAAUUUGCCACAGUUGUUAUCAGUUUACCAACAAUCACCUAAUGCAGUCAAUAAGAUUUUAAAACAAUAUUUCUCGGCUGAUGAAGUCAACAAGAUUUGUAAUCAUUUAUCUGCAUUACCAUUGGUUGGGUUGGAACUCAGUGUUAGAGGUUGGUGGGCUGAUCAUCCACAGUCUGAAGAUCAACGCAUCGUUGUUGAUGCUUAUGAUCGUUCAAUAAGAGACCAAAGCACUUGGUUAGUCGUUCAUGCAGACCAAGAAUAUUUUCUUUCAAUCAAGUUACAAAAAUCCACUAUUGGUGGACGGCAUAAAGAUGAUAAAGCAGUUACGCCCAGGUUUCCUAAACCUAAACUUGAAGGUUGGUUUCUUGUGCUUGGGGAUCGAGAGAACAGAGAACUAGUUGCAUUGAAGAGACUUAAUACUUUAAAACGAGAAACAACGGAAACGUUGUCAUUCUUUACACCCCAACGCGUUGGAAGGAUGAUUCUUACACUGUGGCUUGUGUCCGAUUCAUAUCUUGGUUUGGACCAAUUACGUGAUGUACGUCUUGACGUCAUAGCUUCAGAUAUUGCCUCACAGUCAAAUCAAGAAGUCAAAUGAUUCCGAUGAAAGUUUUAAUUUUUGUUGGGUGACAGGGGGUCUUCAGCGUGGUGUUUAAGAAGCUGAAUUGAAAUUCAUAUGUGUCUUUUAGGAUAAUUUUUGCUUAGGAAAAAAUCAUUUUCAAUAUGCACAGUGCUGCUAUGUAGAUUUAUUUAUGUUUUAUUUUUAAAAGUUCCAAUUUUGUGAAAUAUUUAUAUCCACAGCUGAAUUUUUAAGUCUAGGAGGUACCAUAGGCUUACAACCGGUGCAAAGGAAAAGAUCUUACCCCACAAUACUAUAUCUUUUAAAAAUAAAGGGUUCUAGCUUAAAUUUAUCUCUUAUUAAAACAUUGGUAAAUGGUAAUAUGGCAGUUCUUAUCUUUUAUUUAAAUUAUCCAUUUCUUGCUAUUGUUAGUUAGUAAUAAAUAUUCUUUUUGUGUAAUUCCCAGUAAAAGUACAUCUUUAAUUGUUGUUUAUUUAUUGUGGAAUAAAUGACCUUAUCUGCUUA